GGGAGAAAGUGGAAGACUGUGGAUAUAUUUCACGGAGUCCUUAUUCAUUUACUCCGUCGGUUUGAAACAAACCGAACUUACACCUGUUGGAGAUUUGCAUAACGCGCUCUUAAUACGCAAGCGCAAGGUUAGAUAAUAAUAAACACAAGAGCCACGGCCGGCUUCGGAGAAGAUUAUUCAAUUCUAAGGACUACAGAGAGCACUAUGGCAGAAAGAGGACUCACCAGCCGAAAAAUCACAUCUCGAGACUUUGUGAAGAUAUUCAAUUCUUUUGAUACCGAUGGAAAUGGAUACAUUGAGAAAAAGGAAUUGGAUGAAUUUCUAAAAGUCAUGUACGAGGAAAAGCAGGGAAAGCCAUCACCACCAGAGUUGGAAUCAUUUAAACAAGAGGUGUUGUCCCAGUACGACGAAAACCACGAUGGAAGAUUCCAGAUGCAAGAACUUCAGAAAAUCUUAGAUGUGGAAGAAAGCUUGUUGGGCAAGUACAAGCUGAAGGAAGGCCCCAUUACUAGUGUUGAUUUCAUCAAGAUCUGGACUCACUAUGAUGUGGAUAAGAGUGGUUUCCUUGAACAAGACGAGUUAGAGGGAUUUUUCUACGAAAUGCUGCAACCCUAUAACCAAAACGUCCAGCCCCAGCAAGUGAAGGAGCUUGUGAGCUCAUACAUUGAGCUGUAUGAUUCAAACAAAGAUGGCAAGUUUGAACUCAGUGAGCUAGCAAGAUUCAUUCACGUUGAAGAYAACUUUAUCGAGCAGUUCAGGGGUAAAAGCGAGCUGUCAAAAGAAGACUUUAACAAACUUUUCAAUCACUACGAUGAUGAUAAUAGUGGUGAGAUCGAAGGCGAUGAAAUAACUGCUCUGCUAAGGGAUAUCCUUCUGCAGCAAAACAAAAACCAGGAAAUAACCCAAGCGGACCUGGAGGGGAUUAGGACACAAAUUCUUGAAAUGUUUGACACCAAUAAGGAUGGCAAACUGUCUAGGGAUGAGAUGAGUCUUUUGUUCUCUUGCAAAUAGGAYAACUAGUCAUAACUAGUGAUAUGGACCAUCUUCUAAUUUAGAUAUUAGCCCAAWAAUCCUAUUAUUUAUAACAAGUUAUUAUGCUAUUUAUAGCUUUUCACAUUUUGACCCAAACGCAUCCAUAAUGCUUUGCGUGGUUUUUAAUAAAUGUUAGAUCGAAAACAAAGCAUUCUGGAUUAGCUUGUGUCAUGACGUUACGUCAACGUCGCUUUCUAUGUAAAGUCGCAUAUCCGCACAUGCGUAAAAGAUACUAUACAAAGCAUCCUGGCUCAGCUGGUCAUGACGUCAAAUUGACGUCACUUGCUUGCUCUUGUCACUUGCUUCGUUACGACGCAUGUGCGGACAUGCUUAAGUCUCAAGAAAAUAAGAAYAUUUCAAGCAAAGCUACCAUCAGAGCUUAAGGUUAGUAUCGCUAAGUUUGUUUCKGGCAGUAUUCAAAUAUUAUAAAAUUCUUUAUAUUCAUAUUUGUCUAGUUUUUCUCUUUUUUUAGUAUUGCAAUAAUAAGUACAAUGUACAAUUUUAAAUAAUAACAAAAAUCAAGAAACACGGUAAUGCUCUUUAAACUACGUCCAGGGGUAGAGAAUCAGAUUCCUGUCCUUGGAAUACCAGCCUACCCUAGUGUUAUACUCAGUAACAAUAGACGAGGAAUAAAGACGUUACAAACAAAAA
This is a messenger RNA of Actinia tenebrosa (Australian red waratah sea anemone), 1683 nucleotides long. Its product is annotated as calbindin-32. Gene Ontology annotation, cellular component: neuron projection; synapse; nucleus. NCBI's taxonomy places the organism in Eukaryota, Metazoa, Cnidaria, Anthozoa, Actiniaria, Actiniidae. The record is from RefSeq and is a predicted model, not a curated record. Gene Ontology annotation, molecular function: calcium ion binding. Gene Ontology annotation, biological process: regulation of cytosolic calcium ion concentration.